This is a messenger RNA of Lentinula edodes (shiitake mushroom), 1111 nucleotides long. RefSeq lists its product as uncharacterized. The record is from RefSeq and is a predicted model, not a curated record. Lineage: Eukaryota; Fungi; Basidiomycota; Agaricomycetes; Agaricales; Omphalotaceae. The transcript has 14 exons. Bases 100 to 1059 code for a protein of 319 amino acids.
GUCUGGAAACGAAACAGUUGUGAUCUUCACAUACUCGGUUAAGUUAUUAUAUAUACCGUCUAGUGAUACAGGCUUUCGAAGGAUAUUGCCCCCAUAUCCAUGUCUUCCCCACCCACUCCAGAGCAAGUCGCCCAAGCAAGCAUCACUUUCACAGGGCCGAUCCUUAUGGCAGGUUUUCUUCAUUGGGGCUUGUUCGGAGCGUUCUUUACACAACUCUAUAACUAUACUUCCUCAAGUCGUUCAAAGUAUGACAACUUUAUCGUUAAAUCAUUCGUCUAUGUGACAAUCCUCAUCCAGCUGAGCGCGAUAUUCUUCAUCACCCAUACCAUCUGGGGAACCCUGGUUCUGAACUUUGGCGUUGUUGCGGUUGUUACGCACGUACCAUGGUCGGUACCUCUGGCGCUGUUAACGACUGGUAUAUCCACAUCACUGGCUCAAAUGUUCUUUUCUUGGCGCAUAUACACUCUCAGCGGAGGAGCGACUAAAGGAGGAGCAGUUUUGAUAGGGUUUUUAGGCAUCGCCAUCAUGAUAUCGACCAUGCAAUUUUCAGCUUGUUUGGCAUUCAAUGUCAAGUUCUAUCUCAUUAGUCGCAAUUUUGAGCUUGUGCCUUCGCUCAACAAGAUUUCAGAGGUUUGGUUAGCAUCCGCCGUCAUAGGGGACUGGAUUAACGGUGUUACCUUUGUGGUCAUGAUGCGUCGGGAACGAAAAAACUCUGCCUUUCCGCUCACCAAGGCUCUGUUAGACAGGAUAAUCAUAAAUUUCGUGGAAUCUGGGUUGAUCACUGCGACACUCGCAUUAGCAGAUCUCAUUGUAUUUCUUGUACUUCCUACCACAACUGUGCGUGUAACGUUGGAAUUUACAUUGGGUCCUCUAUAUGCCAAUGUCAUGAUGGCCAACCUCAACAGCAGAGAAAAAAUCGGACAAGCUGCACGCGCUCUGGAAAUGAAUACUUUUACAUCUAGUUCUCAUGGAUCUCAGUCUCGACCCGCUGUCCAAAUUAUCCAGAACCCCAAUACGUUUUCGACGUCUGUAGGUCAUACGACGGACCUGGGAAGAUGACACUAAUCUGGAUGCAAAACUUGCAAGUCUGGCCUGAAGGACAUGCUGAACG